GGACCAAACCCGGAAGCAGGACACUUUCCUCUUUGUUUUGGACUAAAUAGAAAAGCAGUGACUUGAUAUUUUUUUUGCCAAAUCUCUGUUUAGGCUUUACAUUUAGAUCGGAGAGAGUCAUAUCGCAUCAUAAUUUGUACUAAUUUGUCCUAAUACUUUGAAAUGAUCGGAGCAGCAGCAACGACAUGAAAAGAAACGGCACAUAUAGAUUUUUAUCCGUAUUCUCUUGCUUUGUGGUUUGCGCGUUUAUUUUCAUUUUCUGGUUCUUUAUUUUUUACUCCAUGGUUCUUGCUCCGUAGUUCACAUUUUAUAGUUUAAUUAAAAGCUACUACUGCUACUACUUACCCAUAAUGCACUGCUUUAUUGACAAGUCCCGUGAUCACAUGACCACCGUGACCAGGAAGUAACGAUUUGGGUUUUGUAAGUUCCUGAUAAUAGCACCAUGGCGUCUGAAGCUGGAGAAGCCACAGGAGCUAAGUCUGAUUUGAAGCUGCAGUUUGCUCCAUUCAGCAGUGCUCUGGAGGCCGGCUUCUGGCACCAACUCACCCAGAAGAAACUCAAUGACUACAAGCUGGAUGAGAGCCCCAAGAGCAUCAAAGGCUUCUACUACAAUGGUGACGCAGUUGGCUUACCCACCCGACUAACUCUGGAGUUUAGUGCUUUUGAAGUUGAUGGCCCAACCCCCAUCCGCUGCUGUCCGGCCUUAGGAACCCUCUAUAACAUGAACACACUAGACGCCUUUAAAGCCACCGAUAAGAAGGCAAUGCUGGAGAAAGAAGCCAGUGAGAUAUGGGACGCCAUAAAGUCAGGAACUGCAGUAACUGACCCCUCCAUUUUGUGUAGAUUCAUUCUCCUCACCUUUGCAGAUUUAAAGAAGUACCAUUUCUAUUAUUGGUUUUGCUUCCCAGCGCUCUGUUUUCAAGAGGGAAUUAAGAUUAUCAAAGAGCCUGCACUCAUCGAGAAAGUAUUUUCAUCCAAACAAAUUGUAGCCCUGCAGGAGGCCUAUGAUGACCUGUGUGUGAAAAGGGGCAACUCAGCCGUCCCUUAUUUUCUAUUGAAGUACAGUGAAGACUCAGUGCAGAUGGCCGAUCUCAAAGACUGGGACUCUUUCUUCUCUGAUACGAAGAAGGUUUCAGUGGGCGUCUAUGAUCCGUGUACUCUGUCCCAACAUCCGGGCUGGCCUCUGAGAAAUCUUCUGCUCCUUAUCGCUUACAGAUGGGGGUCUAAGCUGGACGUGCUGGAGGUGCUGUGUUUCAGAGACAGGACUCUACAGGGCAGUCGCUCCAUUAAUCACAGUUUAACUUUCCAGCUCAAACUGCCUCCUCUGGCUCCUACCUCGGUUUGUCCAAAGAGCGUGGGCUGGGAGAAAAACGCCAAAGGAGCCAUGGGACCCAGGAUGGUGAAUCUGAGUGAAUGCAUGGACCCUAAAAGACUGGCUGAAUCAUCUGUGGACCUGAAUUUAAAGCUGAUGCGCUGGAGGCUGGUUCCUUCUCUGGACCUGGACAAAGUCAUCAGCACCAAGUGUCUGCUGCUGGGGGCGGGCACCCUAGGGUGUAACGUGGCCCGAACUCUCAUGGGCUGGGGAGUCAGACACAUCACAUUUGUGGAUAAUGCAAAGAUCUCGUACUCUAACCCCGUCCGUCAGCCUCUGUAUGAGUUUGAGGACUGUCUGGGAGGAGGCAAGUCUAAGGCCAUGGCUGCAGUUGACCGGCUCAACAAGAUCUUCCCCGGGGUGAAUGCAGAGGGCUACUCGAUGAGUAUCCCCAUGCCGGGUCACCCAGUGAACUUCUCUGAGGCUACAGUGUCCCAGGCUCAGAGGGACGUCCAGCAGCUGGAGCGUCUCGUUUCUGAACACGACGUGGUCUUCCUCCUCAUGGACACCAGGGAGAGUCGCUGGCUACCCACCGUCAUCGCUGCCAGCAAGAGAAAGUUGGUGAUAAAUGCGGCUUUGGGCUUUGACACAUUUGUGGUCAUGCGUCACGGUCUGAAGAAAUCCUCCGUCUCUGACAGUGCUUCGGCAGACUCCUCUACUUCCUGUUCUUCCUCCACCUCUUCCUGUGCAUCCACUCCGGCUGGCCCCGCCCCCUCCGCUCCAGGCUCCUCCCUCUUCUCAAACAUCCCCGGACACAAGCUGGGCUGCUACUUUUGCAAUGACGUAGUGGCACCUGGAGAUUCGACCCGGGACCGCACCCUGGACCAGCAGUGUACAGUGAGCAGACCAGGACUGGCCAUGAUCGCUGGAGCUCUGGCUGUGGAGAUGAUGGUGUCCAUACUACAGCACAGUGAAGGUGGCUAUGCAGUGGCGAGCAGCAGUGAUGACAGGAUGAACGAGCCGCCCACCUCUCUGGGUCUAGUGCCACAUCAGAUUCGAGGUUUUCUCUCAAGGUUUGACAACGUCCUCCCCGCUAGCCUGGCCUUUGACAAGUGCACCGCCUGUUCACCCAUAGUCUUGGAUCACUACGAGAGAGAAGGCUUCCACUUCCUGUCCAAGGUCUUCAAUUCCUCCCACUCGUUCCUGGAAGACCUCACAGGGCUGACGCUGCUGCACCAGGAGACGCAGGCGGCCGAGAUCUGGGACAUGAGCGACGACGAAAGCAUUUAAGAACAAACUAAACAACAUCAGAUGAGGACUUUUCUACUUUUGUGUCUUUGAUUUUUUUAUGUGAGUUUUGGAUGACACAAAACAUCAGCCGUGAGAAUCCUGCUUCAAGAUCAGCCAAAGAGUUGGACCGGACCAAGUUAAGUGUUUUUGUGUUUUAUUGAUGAAGAAUGUGAGACCAGCGUAAUGUUUACAGAUUUAAGACCACACUGUACAGCAGCUCGGAAUAAAUCACAAACCAGAUAUUAUUGGAGAGAAAAAAAAUACAAGGAAAUUAUGUACUCGUUAUUAUUCCAAUAUUUUAAUUUUAUUUCAUUUUCUGCAAAUAUAUCAAUGGAUGAUUUUUUCUGUCAUAUUAAUCCCUAAAAUGAGUUGAAUGUAGUUUUUAUUUUGCUGUUCUUACACUGGCUGCGGUUACAUGCGCAAUAAAAUCGAAUUAUCUGAUUUCUGGACCUUUUAAGAUGAUUUAAAUGACAUUCAAACUGCAAACUCUGAUGUGAGUGAUCAGAAGGACCAUGAUCAAAAAGAAAUGAUUUGAUGAUUUUGCUGUUUACAUGUAAUUUUAAUAAUAUUGUACACUCCAUCAGUCUGAUUUUGAGUGUGCAGGUAACUCAUAGACUGUAUAUAUAAAUGAACGUAGCUAACGUGCGUUCUAAAUAAUAAGUGAUCAUGGGCGCGCUUCCGGCUCCAUCGACUCUGGCUCCAAUUCACAAAAACUGUCGCCCCUCUCUCUGUAACUGCUGCUGUCGUCAUUUUGGUCUUAAAAUGUUCGUAUUUAUUUGCCUAUUUUGUCUGUAAAUAAAAAUAUGAACAUUAAUAACAGACAAAUCAGGCGCUUCUUUCUCUGAGGUCAGUCCCACUAGUUUUAGCAACAGGUUUGAUUGACAGCGUUGCUAAGCACCUGCUUCCUGCUAAACCAGUAAUGCGGGUAGGAAGAGGCGUUACCUUCAACAGCCUGGCUCUGGAUUGGCUCGUUGGUUGCUAUGAUACUUGUGAUCGGAAUUCCAAAUGUGGAACUCUGCUUCAAAUUGGCCCCUAUAAGAGCACAAGCCUCGAUGAGCUUUAUUUGACUGGAGCCGAACGUUGUGGGUGACGUCGCACUCACUUAGUCCACUUCUUUAUACAGUCUGUGAUGUAACCGCAGCCAUUGACCCAUCAGGGCCACCAUACUACCAUACUACUCUGUGUAUUACUCCACAGUUGUACUGAAGUAAGUAUAAUGAAGCAGUGUAAUAAAUCAUUUUCAACCAUAGUUUCAGAUAGUAGCAUGCAGGUAUGUCUAUUACAUCAUCUCAAAUUGUAUCGUUCAGGAAAUCAGUAUUUAACUCUCCAUGUUUUAAAUGUGCUUUUUGUUUGAUAUUACGACGUUGUCUUUUACAUCUGGGUCUAAAUGCAUGUUUACAUGUCGUCUGUCUGAGCAGCUAACACCAACUGCUACUGUACUGUUUGUAAUGUACAUUUGAACUGCAGCUCGUGUUUAUAAAUGUGUGUGAUUUCACAAUAAAGUCUGUAUUACAUG
This is a messenger RNA of Periophthalmus magnuspinnatus, 4118 nucleotides long. It is a transcript of the gene atg7, whose product is annotated as ATG7 autophagy related 7 homolog (S. cerevisiae). NCBI's taxonomy places the organism in Eukaryota, Metazoa, Chordata, Actinopteri, Gobiiformes, Gobiidae. Gene Ontology annotation, biological process: autophagosome assembly; cellular response to nitrogen starvation; C-terminal protein lipidation. Gene Ontology annotation, cellular component: phagophore assembly site; cytoplasm. The record is from RefSeq and is a predicted model, not a curated record. The transcript is spliced from 19 exons. The coding region runs from base 443 to 2602 and encodes 719 amino acids. Gene Ontology annotation, molecular function: Atg12 activating enzyme activity; Atg8 activating enzyme activity.